AUGUCUACGAUACCAUUUGAAAAAGAAUAUGAUUAUUUAUUCAAGAUUCUAAUUAUCGGGGACAGUGGGGUUGGUAAAACGGCCGUACUUCAACGAUUUGCCAAUGAUUAUUAUUCAACAGAUUAUGUGGCUACAAUUGGUGUUGAUUUCCAAAUUCGAACAAUUGAUAUUGACUCAAAAGAUGUCAAACUUCAAGUGUGGGAUACAGCUGGACAAGAUCGUUUCAAAUGUGUUGUUAGUAGUUUUUAUCGUGGUGCACAUGGUGUGAUUGUCUGUUUUGAUAUUACCGAUCUCGAAAGUUUUCGUAAUGUCGAGGAAUGGAUCAGUGAAAUACAACGCUAUUGUUCAACAAAUCCACCCAUCUAUCUGGUUGGAACAAAAUCUGAUUUACAAACAAAACGAACGAUUUCGUAUCAACAAGCCACACAGUACGCACAGUCAAAAGGCAUUCAAUAUAUUGAAACAAGUUCAAAAACGAAUGAUAAUAUACAAGAGACAUUUUUUCGUUUUUCAAGAACACUCAUUGAACAUUCUGAUAAAGUACUAACCACAGGUAAUCCAAACGGCACAUUAAAACCACUGGGUGGAUUGCAAGCUACACGACGGGUUCAACCAUCAGGUACAUCCUGUUUCAAUGGAAAUUCAUGUUCAUUAGUAUAA
This is a messenger RNA of Didymodactylos carnosus, 660 nucleotides long. The record is from the annotation of a GenBank genome assembly. Lineage: Eukaryota; Metazoa; Rotifera; Eurotatoria; Philodinida; Philodinidae.